Heteronotia binoei (common prickly gecko) is the source of this 3996-nucleotide messenger RNA. RefSeq names its product SIK family kinase 3 (gene SIK3). NCBI's taxonomy places the organism in Eukaryota, Metazoa, Chordata, Lepidosauria, Squamata, Gekkonidae. Bases 229 to 3966 code for a protein of 1245 amino acids. The transcript has 24 exons. The record is from RefSeq and is a predicted model, not a curated record. Gene Ontology annotation, molecular function: tau-protein kinase activity; ATP binding; protein serine/threonine kinase activity. Gene Ontology annotation, cellular component: cytoplasm. Gene Ontology annotation, biological process: intracellular signal transduction; microtubule cytoskeleton organization; protein phosphorylation.
GCCUCCCCCGCCGCGCCCCCGCCCGCCCCGCCGCCCGCCGCGCCCCGCCCGCCCGGCCCCGCGCGCAUCGGCUACUACGAGGUGGAGCGCACCAUCGGCAAGGGCAACUUCGCCGUCGUCAAGCUGGCCACGCACCUCGUCACGCGCGCCAAGGUUGCCAUAAAGAUCAUCGACAAGACACAGCUGGAUGAAGAGAACCUCAAGAAGAUCUUCAGAGAAGUUCAGAUCAUGAAGCUGCUCUGUCAUCCGCACAUCAUCAGGCUGUAUCAGGUAAUGGAGACGGAACGGAUGAUUUAUCUGGUAACAGAAUAUGCCAGUGGAGGGGAAAUAUUUGAUCAUUUGGUAGCCCACGGGCGAAUGGCUGAAAAAGAGGCCCGGAAGAAGUUCAAGCAGAUCGUAGCAGCCGUCCACUUCUGCCACUGUCGGAAUAUUGUCCACAGAGACCUGAAGGCUGAGAAUCUGCUUCUGGAUGCAAAUCUGAACAUCAAAAUAGCAGACUUUGGAUUCAGUAAUAUCUUCACCCCUGGCCAGCUGCUGAAGACCUGGUGUGGAAGUCCCCCUUAUGCUGCCCCGGAGCUCUUUGAAGGGAAGGAGUAUGAUGGACCGAAGGUGGACAUUUGGAGCCUUGGCGUGGUGCUCUAUGUGCUGGUCUGUGGGGCCCUGCCUUUCGAUGGGAGCACACUGCAGAACCUGCGGGCGAGGGUGCUGAGUGGGAAGUUUCGCAUUCCAUUUUUCAUGUCCACAGAGUGUGAGCACCUGAUCCGCCACAUGCUGGUGUUGGACCCCAGUAGGCGGCUCUCCAUGGAACAGAUCUGCAAACACAAGUGGAUGAAACUUGGAGAGGUGGAUGCCGAAUUUGACGCACUCAUAGCGGAGUGCCAUCAUCUGAAGGUCGAGAGGCAGCUGGAGCCCCUGAAUGACGAGGUGCUGCUGGCCAUGGCAGAGAUGGGGCUGGAUAAGGAGCGAACCCUCCAGUCCUUGCAGACAGAUGCCUACGAUCACUACAGUGCAAUCUACAGCUUGCUUUGUGACCGCUUGAAGAGGCACAAGAACUUGCGCAUCCCGGCUACUCCGAGCCUGCCCCGGACCAUGCCCUUCCCUGCACCAGCAAGCCUCCAGGUUGGCCUGGCGUGGGUGGAGCUGCCUGCCUUGUGUGCAGAGCAGGCAAGCAAUACAGUGAGCAUCAAUGUGCCCCAGGUGCAGCUCAUCAACCCUGAGAACCAAGUGGUGGAGACCGAUGGAACAAUGAACCUGGACAGCGAUGAAGGCGAAGAGCCUUCCCCUGAAGCUCUGGUCCGUUACCUCUCCAUGAGGAGGCACACAGUGGGAGUGGCCGAUCCUCGGACAGAGGUGCUGGAGGACCUCCAGAAGCUGCUGCCUGGCUUCCCCCGUAUUGCACCGCAGGCCCCCUUCUUGCAGGUGGCUCCCAACAUGAACACGGCCGCCAACAUGCUUCCCAUGCAGCACCUGCAGCCCACAGGCCAGCUGGAGUACAAGGAGCAGUCCUUGCUGCAGCCUCCAACUCUGCAGCUGCUGAAUGGCAUGGGACCGCUUGGGCGACGGGCCUCAGACGGAGGAGCCAACAUCCAGCUGCAUGCCCAACAGCUCCUGAAGCGUCCUCGGGGUCCUUCUCCCCUUGUCACCAUGACACCAGCCGUGCCCGCCGUGACCCCUGUGGAUGAGGAGAGUUCAGAUGGGGAGCCAGAUCAGGAAGCUGUGCAGAGAUACUUGGCCAGUCGGUCAAAAAGGCACACUCUGGCCAUGACCAGCCCCACCGCUGAAAUCCCACCCGACUUGCAGAGGCAGCUGGGACAGCAGCCCUUCCGCUCCCGGGCAGCACACCUGGCACCCGAACAGCACCGCUACAUCUACAAGGACUCCAAUACUCUGCACCUGCCCACGGAGCGCUUCUCUCCCGUCCGCCGUUUCUCCGAUGGGGCAGCCAGCAUCCAGGCAUUCAAGGCCCAGCUGGAGAGGAUGGGCAACCACAGCAGCAUCAAGCAGCUGCAGCAGGAGUGUGAGCAGCUCCAGAAGAUGUACGGGGGGCAUAUGGACGAGAGGACCCUGGAAAAGACGCAGCAGCAGCAUGUCCUGUACCAGCAGGAGCAGCAUCAGCAGAUAUUGCAGCAGCAGCUCCAGGAUUGUGUCCGUCCUGCGCAGCCCUCUCCACCACUGCAGGCUCCAGGAGAAAACCAGCCUGCUCUUCUCACUCACCAGCUGCAGAGGUUAAGGAUCCAGCCAUCCAGCCCGCCUCCGACCCACCCCAGCAACCACCUCUUCAGGCAGACGGACAGCAGCCCCCCGCCCAUCAGCAACAGCCUCCUCCAGAGCCACAGUGCCACCUCGCAGUCCCAGUUCCAGGGGAUGCCCUCCCACGGCACUCUCUUCCAGCAGUCGGGCAGCUGCUCCCCUCCCCCCGCCCUGGCCCUCUCCUGCCUGGGGAUGCCGCAGCAAGCGCAAGGGCAGCCGGUGGCCCUCCAGGUGCAGGAGCAGGGAGAUGUGCUCGCGGGCGGCCUCCUGCAGGCCGGGCAGGGCAUGGUCAUCCCCCCUGGCGCCAGCCAGCUCCAGAUGCACCAUCGUGCCAACCUGAUGGCUUCCCUGGCAUACGGGCACAGACCCCUUUCCAAGCAGCUCAGCACGGACAGUGCCGAAUCACACAGGUAUCCACCCUCUGGCUACGAGCAGCUGCACUUGCAUCCCCACCUGUUUUCGGAGCAGGCACGAAUGUCUACGAGUAACUACAAUCCUGCCCCGGCCGUGGGAUUCCCCCCAACGCAGGCCCUGAAGGUUCCACAGCUGGAGCAGUUCUCGGCCUUCCCCCAGAGCACGCAGCAGCAGCAGCAGCAGCAGCACUAUGCCACCUCCGCCCUGCAGCAGGCGCUGCUCUCCCCGACCCCCCCGGACUACAGCCGGCACCAGCAAGUCCCGCACAUCCUGCGCGGCCUGCUGUCUCCCCGGCACUCCCUCACGGGCCACGCGGACUUGCGGCUGCCUCAGGCGGAGCUGAUGAAGAGGAGGCAGCAGCAGCAGCAGCAGCAGGAGGUUCAGGAGCUGCUGCUGCGACACAUGAGCCAGGGGGAGGCUGCCCACAUGCCCCAGAAACUCUCCGAGCGCCAGUCGCUGUCUUUGCCUUAUCAGAACACUGACACGUACCACCACCCCCACCACCACCAUCAGCACCACCACACCAGCCCCCAGCACCUCUUGAAAGUGAGGGCCCAUGAAUGUCUCCAGCAGGCCCCGCCCUCCGUGCCAGCCCCGGGCUACGCCCCCCCACCCGCCCUGCUCCACUCGGAGAGCAUGGAGGAGGAGGAGGAGGAGGCGGCGGACUGUGUGUGCGAGGGGGACAGGGACGCUUUCCCAGACCAUAAGACCAAAGGCUGCCACGAGCCUUCGCUGCUCUUGGGCAUCGGAGGGCCCGGGGACCCAGAAUCCGUGCUUGGGACUGCUGAGCAGGAGUUGGGGACACACCUGUACGGCCACCACCCAGUUGCCGCCUUCAGUCGGAAUAAGGUGCCCUACAGAGACUCCAUGGUCCCCAGCGGCCUGGAAAGGAGCUCUGCAGGGGAAGUCGUGGAGAUGUCGGUGGUGGACGGGCCAGGCGCCUACCCUGCAAGACUGGCUUCUGGGGCCCCACACAGAUCCCGGCCUCUGCAGAGACACCACACCAUUCAGAACAGCGAGGACGCCUAUGUGCAAUUGGACACACUACCGGGCAUGAGUCUGAUGGCUGGGAAGGCCUUGAGCUCUGCCCGCAUGUCAGAUGCCGUGCUCAGCCAGUCGCCACUCCACGAUGGGGAGAGUGCAGAGUGUGUGGAGAGCUUGGAGGGUGAAGAGCCCCCCAGUCUAGGAGAUGGCAGCCAGCUUUUGAACACCUCUUGCUACCCCUCCACGUGUAUUACUGACGUCCUCCUGAGUUACAAGCACCCGGAGGUGCCCUUCGGGAUGGAGCAGGCUGGGGUCUAGAGAGCAGGCGGGCUACAGUAAGUACUGGGA